AUGGAUAUCACUCUUUUCAUUCUUUUUCUAACAAUUUCUCAUGUCUCCAUAUUACAAAUAAACUCAGUGAUUGCAGUUAACCCAAGUGGGUUUAGUUUAAAGAUCAUCCACAGUGACUCUAAAGAAUCACCUCUAUAUCCAGGUGAUCAUUUAACAGCAGAAGAAAGGUUACAAAGACUCGUCAAACAAUCAAAAGAUCGAGCACGUUACGUUGGAUUACAAGUAUUAUCAAGUUUCAAUAAAACCACAAACUCGAUAAACCCCGAUGCUGCAAGCAUACCCGUGUCUUACGAAGGUGUAGCAUCAUAUUAUGUUGCAGAGAUUGGAAUAGGUACUUUUCCUAGGUCACCAAACUCACCACAACCUUUCAAGACAAACUAUCUAAUGGUUGAUACUGGUAGCCAGAUUAUAUGGACUCAAUGCGCAGGUGCUGCAGGGAGGACGCGAUAUUUCCAUCAAGACCAACCCUUGUAUCCUGCAGGAAAUUCAAGAACUUAUGAACCUCUUCGUUAUCAGGAUCAUCACCCUCUUUGCUACCAAGGUCAAUUUGAUGAGCAAGGCCUAUGUACUUACCUAGCAUCUUACCCAAGUUCUGUGUCGAUAGGUGUUUUGGCUAAAGAAACAUUCACGGUAAAUUCAGAUAACUAUGUCCUUCAAUCUUUUGAUAUUAUCAUGGGUUGUGGCUUUAGGCAAACUGGUUUCGGUUAUCUCGGUUCUGGUUUUAAAAAGGGGAUACCUGAUCGUGUUACUGGAAUACUCGGUCUGUCAUCGGGGCCUAGGUCCCUUAGAAGUCAAUUAAGAAUGAGCACCUUUUCUUACUGUCUGAAGCCAUUUAGUUAUGGGGAUCCAAUGGUUCAAAGCUCGUACUUAAGGUUUGGUUCAGACGCGACAAUCGGAGAACAAGCAUUUAAAACUCCCAUAGGAUAUCCUUCUGGUCCUGAUGGCAGCGGUCAAUAUCUUUUGAAUUUGGAGGGUAUUAGCGUAAAUGGGAUUAAAGUCCCCCAAAUUACCAGCACUACUUUCCAAUAUAAUCCGCGUAACGGACAAGAAGGCUUUUUCAUAGAUUCAGGGAGUCCAUUUACCGUUAUGCACCAAACACCUUUUCAUUAUGUUGCGGAAAGGGUUGUGACAUAUUUUAUUGGGUUGGGUUUUGGUUAUGAUGCAAGCAUGGUUCCAUGGAAUAGAAAUUUAAACGUUCUUGGAGCAAUGCAACAAGCUGGCAAAAGGAUCUUAUAUGAUACACAGGAACUAAGUCUUUCAUUUAUUUCAGAGGAAUGCUAA
Molecule: messenger RNA, 1281 nt
Organism: Papaver somniferum (opium poppy)
Lineage: Eukaryota; Viridiplantae; Streptophyta; Magnoliopsida; Ranunculales; Papaveraceae
Product: aspartic proteinase nepenthesin-1-like
Exons: 2
Coding region: 1-1281 (426 amino acids)
Cellular component (GO): extracellular region
Source: RefSeq, a predicted model, not a curated record